UAAAUGAUCGGCACAUGGCUUGACUCAUAAUCAAAAGCAUGACUUCUCUGUGUGUAUAUAAACACCGAGAGAUUCUGGACAAGUUCAAAACUUUAAACUCUCCCCAUUUCGGCCUCCAAGAGAGAAAUACUAGCUGAAAUUGGAGGCAUCUUCAUGCAUGAAUAUCUAACAAAUCAAAUAGAGCAGGUAAAGGGCCGGUUAACAGUAAGUUUGAUUGUGAUAUAAGGAAAAUGGAGCACACUGCAGGAAGCAAAAAGUUUCUGCCUAAUCCAGUCCUGCUGCAAGAUGAGGAAUUACACAAGUAUAUACUAGAAACUAGUGUGUACCCUCGAGAACCAGAGCCACUCAAGGAGCUGAGGGAAGCCACUGCAGAACUCCCCAAUGCUUUCUUUGGGACUGCACCUGAUGCAGGUCAGCUAAUGGCCGUGCUCUUGAAACUUGUGAAUGCAAAGAAGACAAUCGAAGUUGGAGUUUUUACUGGAUAUUCUCUUCUGCUUACGGCUCUCACAAUCCCUGACGACGGCAAGAUUAUGGCCAUAGAUAGAAAUCGUAAGACAUACGAAAUAGGCCUCCCAAUCAUACAAAAAGCCGGAGUUGAGUACAAAAUCGACUACAUCGAAUCCCCGGCUCUGCCUGUCCUUGACAAUCUUUUGGGAGAACCAAAGAAUGAGGGUGAUUUCGACUUUGCAUUUGUCGAUGCUGACAAAGAUAACUAUUGGAAUUAUCAUGAGAGGCCACUAUGCCAAAAAAUGCUUGGGCUGAUGAAACUGGUGAAGAUUGGUGGGAUUGUUAUGUAUGAUAAUACACUGUGGGGAGGGGCAGUGGCUAAGCCUGAAGACGCUGUUCCGGAGGCCAAAAGGGAGCUGAGGCGGGCUACAAUUGAGUUUAACAAGUCAGUUUCGGCUGACCCACGAGUUGAAAUCUCUCAUGCUUCUGUAGGAGACGGAAUCAUCAUUUGCAGACGCAUUUGCUGAGUUUCUUAAUUUGAUCUUCUAUGAGUGCACUUAUUGUUUAUAGCUUCAGAAGUGCAGAACUUUAACCUGAUUGCCAGCUCUUCUAUGUUUAUAAAUGUCUUGGAUUCUUUACUUGUUUCUUGGUGAAACUAAAUGUUGAAUAAGUACGUGAUUGAUAUUAGGUCAUCCUCUUUUUUGCAUAGCUCUCUUUAUUUUG
Rosa rugosa (rugosa rose) is the source of this 1170-nucleotide messenger RNA. Its product is annotated as probable caffeoyl-CoA O-methyltransferase At4g26220. The record is from RefSeq and is a predicted model, not a curated record. Gene Ontology annotation, molecular function: O-methyltransferase activity; S-adenosylmethionine-dependent methyltransferase activity. Lineage: Eukaryota; Viridiplantae; Streptophyta; Magnoliopsida; Rosales; Rosaceae. Bases 231 to 974 code for a protein of 247 amino acids. The transcript has 6 exons.